AGGCCGGGCGGGGACGCGCUGCCCCCGCCCUGCCUCCCUGUGGUCCACACCCCCUUUGGGCUCCCGAGCCGCGGGGCUGGAGUAGUGCGGGGUGCGCGCGAGCAGGCGCUGCCAGCCCCGCUGCGCCCGGUGUUCGGUCCCCGGGCAGGGCACCCGGGCGCCCUGCGCUCCCGCCUCCCCCUCCUGCCUGCGCUCACCUGUCCCUGUUAGAUUAGUCCACUUGCCUUCAAGGCCAGCGGCUCCAGCCCAGGGACUGGGGACAGCAGAGGGAGAGAGCGCACCUGAGGAUACACAGCUGGCCCUGGACUACCUUUUCGCCCCCAGGUGAUGAGCGAGGUCGGGAGAACCGAAGAUUUAAAAAGCAACCGGGGCCUCCGUAUUGAAUGAAAGACCCAGUGCAAAGGCAUCACCAUGAACACGAGCAUUCCUUAUCAGCAGAAUCCUUACAAUCCCCGGGGCAGCUCCAGUGUCAUCCAGUGCUCGUGUGGAGACACCUGCAAAGGGGAAGUGGUUCGCGUCCACAACAACCACUUCCACAUCAGAUGCUUCACCUGUCAAGUGUGUGGCUGUGGCCUUGCCCAGUCAGGCUUCUUCUUCAAGAACCAGGAGUACAUCUGCACCCAGGACUACCAGCAACUCUAUGGCACCCGCUGUGAUAGCUGCCGGGACUUCAUCACAGGCGAGGUCAUCUCUGCCCUGGGCCGCACCUACCACCCCAAGUGCUUCGUGUGUAGCUUGUGCAGGAAGCCUUUCCCCAUUGGAGACAAGGUGACCUUCAGUGGUAAAGAAUGUGUGUGCCAGACGUGCUCCCAGUCCAUGACCAGCAGUAAGCCCAUCAAGAUCCACGGACCAAGUCACUGCGCUGGGUGCAAGGAAGAAAUCAAGCAUGGCCAGUCACUCCUGGCCCUGGACAAGCAGUGGCAUGUUAGCUGCUUCAAAUGCCAGACCUGCAGCGUCAUCCUCACCGGGGAGUACAUCAGCAAGGAUGGCGUUCCCUAUUGCGAGUCUGACUACCACUCCCAGUUUGGCAUUAAAUGUGAGACCUGUGACCGGUACAUCAGCGGCAGAGUCUUGGAGGCAGGAGGAAAGCACUACCACCCCACCUGUGCCAGAUGUGUGCGCUGCCACCAGAUGUUCACCGAAGGGGAAGAGAUGUACCUCACAGGUUCUGAGGUUUGGCAUCCCAUCUGCAAACAGGCAGCCCGGGCAGAGAAGAAGCUAAAGCAUAGACGGACAUCUGAAACUUCCAUCUCACCCCCUGGAUCCAGCAUUGGGUCACCAAACCGAGUCAUUUGUGCUAAAGUGGAUAAUGAGAUCCUUAAUUACAAAGACCUGGCAGCUCUCCCCAAGGUUAAGUCCAUCUACGAGGUGCAACGCCCCGACCUCAUUUCCUACGAGCCUCAUUCCAGAUACACGUCCGACGAGAUGUUGGAGAGAUGUGGCUAUGGAGAGUCGCUGGGAACAUUAUCUCCUUACUCCCAGGACAUCUACGAGAAUCUGGACCUCAGGCAGAGACGGGCCUCCAGCCCAGGAUACAUCGACUCCCCGACCUACAGUCGGCAGGGAAUGUCUCCUACCUUCUCCCGCUCACCUCACCACUACUACCGCACAGGGCCCGAGAGUGGCCGGAGCUCUCCAUACCAUAGCCAGUUAGAUGUGAGGUCCUCCACUCCGACCUCUUACCAGGCUCCCAAGCACUUUCACAUCCCAGCUGGAGAAAGUAACAUCUACCGGAAACCCCCGAUCUACAAACGGCAUGGUGAUUUGUCUACAACAACAAAGAGCAAAACAAGUGAAGACAUCAGCCAGACCUCCAAGUACAGUCCAGCCUACUCACCAGACCCCUACUAUGCUGCAGAGUCUGAGUACUGGACCUACCAUGGGUCCCCCAAAGUGCCCCGAGCCAGAAGGUUCUCGUCUGGAGGAGAGGAGGACGAUUUUGACCGCAGUAUGCACAAGCUCCAGAGUGGAAUUGGCCGGCUGAUUCUGAAGGAGGAGAUGAAGGCACGGUCCAGCUCCUAUGCAGAUCCCUGGACGCCUCCCCGGAGCUCCACCAGCAGCCGGGAGGCCCUGCACACUGCUGGCUAUGAGAUGUCCCUCAAUGGCUCCCCUCGUUCUCACUACCUGGCUGACAGCGAUCCCCUCAUCUCCAAAUCUGCCUCCCUGCCUGCCUACAGAAGAAAUGGGCUACACAGGACACCCAGCGCAGACCUCUUCCACUAUGACAGCAUGAACGCAGUCAACUGGGGCAUGCGAGAGUACAAGAUCUACCCUUACGAACUGCUGCUGGUGACCACAAGAGGAAGAAACCGACUGCCCAAGGAUGUGGACCGGACCCGCUUAGAGCGCCACCUGUCGCAAGAAGAGUUCUAUCAAGUCUUCGGCAUGACCAUCUCAGAGUUCGAGCGGCUAGCCCUCUGGAAGAGGAAUGAACUGAAGAAGCAAGCCCGGCUGUUCUAGCAGAAGCCCUAUACAUGUAGAUGCAUUUAUAUAAAGAUGUAUGUAAAUCUCUAUACUGACGCGCGGUAUAAUCCUCUUGUGUAACAGACACGCUGCCUGCCAUGAGACUUGCUUUUCUGUACUGUCAGGCAAUCAUCGAGGUAUUUUUAUGCUCCUUACUUCUCUUUUUCUAAGUGCUGUGGGAUGUGGGAAGGGAUUUGAGGGGACUCCGUCCUUUUACUGGGGGGUCCUUUUUAUACUGAAACAUCUGUCCUAACUUGAGCCCCUCAAGGUCCAACUCUCUUUCCUUGAAAAGGUGCCUGGAGAAGUCUCUCUGCUCCACCUCUUGGCCCUUGCCCCCAUCUCCAGGGCUGACACUCACCACGAAGUUUUCAAAAGCUAUUGUUCUCUCAUGGGAAAGCUCCCAUGAGAGAUCUGUAGCGAUCCCCCCAAAUCAGUGAGUGCUUUUGAGGGCUCAUGAAGAAUUUUCUCCACACCCUCAAGAAGCUUAGUGCUCUUUGGGGUGGCGCAGAGGUGUGAUCCUCAAACCCACUCAUUACCCAGUAGACAGAAGUACAUAGGAUGUUGGCCUCUCAGCUCAUUCACCCUCCUCCUUCUCCCUUGGUCCAGACCUCUCCCUUUCCAAAUCUAGGAUUCAUGGUAGGAAAAUGAAAGAGGCACAUCCCUUCCCUCUAUCACCUUCAACUGGCCCCUUUGUUGAGCCUAGACUUGGAGAAGCAGAGGAAAGGAGAGGAAGCUGGGAGAGGAGAGAGAACCAGACACCUGGUAGAAUGCCACUACAGGAUCUCCUGGACCCUCCACUCUCUCUCACUGCUCCAGGACCUCCUGACCCUUCGUCCUUUCUAGGAGAGGCCAUUGUUGCAGCCUGUACUCUUCAGCCUUAUUUCAAUCUAUGUGCCUGAUGAUCCACACACCACAGGGCUAAUGUUCCCACCACAGCUCCAACCAAGCAACCAGACACACACUCCCCAAAAAAGGUUCUUGAACUGUGCCACUGGUCCCUGGGCCUACAGCGAGACCAUACCUGACCCCCAUCAAUCCCUGGCUCCUGCUGCAAAACUGGCCAGGUCUCAUGACAGAAGCUUUCAGAACAGUGGAUGCUUAGGGAAUUCCAAAAUGAGGUACUGGUCAAUACAGCUUGUAGUCAUCCUUGAUGCCCCAGUGGUUGCCUCUCUUGCUUUCUGGAACAAGGAUGAAAGCUUAACUUUCUUUUGUCCCCUCUCCAAACCUUUAACCCUGAGUUGGCAAUGUUUGGGGAUGGCUGUUCCUUCUUGAAGUUGCUUUGAGUCCAAAGUGAAAAUGACAAUUAUGACUCUCAAAAGGCUGAUGAUGCAGUGUGGCAAAUGUAGAAGUCCCUUCAAUUCAAUAAACCUGCACUGAGCACCUGUUGAUGCUGAGCACCUGCUGAAUACUGAACACUGGAUGGGGGUGGGGGGAGGGGCACUGGAAUGAAUCAACAUGGACCCUGGUCUCAGGGGUAUUCCUGGUAAGAGAGGGUAUCCUAAGGCAUGUACCCAGACUUAGUGGACGCAAGGCAGAACGUGAUAGAAGUCACAAGAAAGGGGUGUGCACGACUGAAAAGGCGCAUGCCGUGGUGUAGACCAAGGAAAGCUCUAGAGGAGAUUGAAUUGGGAAGUAGAAACUGAGAGGAAGCUACAAGUUGAAAGGGUGACAGGGUGGAGGGACCAGAAGGGAAGUCUAAUGUACCCUCAUUUAAAAGUCUCCCUGCAACUUCUCUUUUUGGCCAAUGUCUUUCAACUUUCUUGACCAACUAGAAAUGACCCCAGCCAGACGCAAUCGUUGAAACUGCCUCAUUGUCACUGGUUAGAAACUUGCAGGAUUGAAGGGCUUUUGUUAUUGUUGUUGGACAUUUUUGUUUCCCAUAAAAGCACAUCAUU
Molecule: messenger RNA, 4358 nt
Organism: Castor canadensis (American beaver)
Lineage: Eukaryota; Metazoa; Chordata; Mammalia; Rodentia; Castoridae
Gene: Ablim3
Product: actin binding LIM protein family member 3
Biological process (GO): cytoskeleton organization; cilium assembly; lamellipodium assembly
Cellular component (GO): stress fiber; actin cytoskeleton
Molecular function (GO): actin filament binding
Source: RefSeq, a predicted model, not a curated record